This is a messenger RNA of Chelmon rostratus (copperband butterflyfish), 3881 nucleotides long. RefSeq names its product NIMA-related kinase 7 (gene nek7). NCBI's taxonomy places the organism in Eukaryota, Metazoa, Chordata, Actinopteri, Chaetodontiformes, Chaetodontidae. The record is from RefSeq and is a predicted model, not a curated record. The coding region runs from base 298 to 1209 and encodes 303 amino acids. The transcript has 10 exons. Gene Ontology annotation, biological process: protein phosphorylation. Gene Ontology annotation, molecular function: protein kinase activity; ATP binding.
CAGGAGUGUGGUGAUGAGAGGGGCCUAGUGCAGAGGCAGUCUGAAAACACGUACACAUCCCGACUGGCCCUACAGCACAGGCUCUCUCACCGAGCACACUUUGUAGCGCUCAGGCAGCAGUGCCACGCAAGAAGAGACGCCCGCUGAGUCGAUUUUCGGAGCGACCUUGGAGAGAAAGGGAAAGUCAAAACAAAGACAACCGCCAUAACCAUCAGAAGAAACUCUCAAACUGAAGAAGGAAUAGCUUAGCAACAGACUCCCACUUCCUGAGGUGCAAAGGAUCAAGCUCCUAACACCAUGGAUAUGGACACGCAGCCACAAGGACAGCAAGCAGCCGUGCCGGUCUUUCAACCCCAGAAACCGUUGCAACCAGAUAUGGGCCAUAACUCACUGGCAAACUUUCAGAUUGAGAAGAAGAUUGGACGUGGCCAGUUCAGUGAGGUGUACCGGGCGAGGUACCUGUUAGACAACACGUCAGUGGCCCUGAAGAAAGUCCAGAUAUUUGACUUGAUGGAUGCCAAAGCUAGGCAAGAUUGCAUCAAAGAGAUAGAUCUCCUUAAGCAAUUGAACCACCCCAAUGUGAUAAAGUACCAUGCGUCGUUUAUUGAGGACAAUGAGCUGAACAUAGUCCUAGAGCUAGCGGAUGCAGGGGACCUCUCGCGUAUGAUCAAGCACUUUAAGAAGCAGAGGAGGCUUAUCCCAGAGAGAACAGUGUGGAAGUACUUCGUCCAGCUCUGCAGUGCGCUCGAACACAUGCACUCCCGAAGAGUCAUGCACAGAGAUAUCAAGCCAGCCAAUGUAUUCAUCACAGCUACAGGAGUAGUGAAACUAGGAGACUUGGGACUAGGACGAUUCUUCAGCUCCAAAACAACCGCCGCUCACUCGCUAGUGGGUACUCCUUACUACAUGUCACCGGAGAGGAUACAUGAAAACGGAUACAACUUCAAAUCUGACAUCUGGUCGCUAGGAUGCCUGCUCUACGAGAUGGCAGCCCUACAGAGUCCGUUCUAUGGGGAUAAGAUGAACCUUUACUCCCUUUGUAAGAAGAUAGAACAGUGUGACUACCCACCUCUUCCCUCAGAUCACUACUCAGAGGAGCUGAGGAACUUGGUAGAUAUGUGCAUCAACCCUGACCCGGAGAAGAGGCCGGACAUCACCUACGUGUACGACAUUGCCAAACACAUGCAGAACAUGACACAGGGCAGCUAAGCCCAGAGUUACGCACACCAUAGCUUGCAGAACUCCUCCCCACUUCCCUCCUUGCUCUUCAUGCUGGACUCGCACACAUCUAUCAGCUUUUAUACAAUAACUAACUCCAGAGUUUAGCUCCUUGUGAUAAGUAGUACCUGUAACAGAUUUGUAUUUUCAAGGCGAUGGUACGGUCUAUAACAUGACUUACACACAGACCUUUUCUGCCCUAGGAUAAAGAUUAUAGAGAUUCUACUUUUUUGUCGAUCGACCUCCCAUUCCUUAGACUUCAAUAAUAUUACAGCACUGAAAAUCAAUGUAUUGUAACUCACUGAUGUGUUUGUAUGGCUUUAAAACCUCCUCUGUAUUUCCAUGUAGUUAAGUAAAGCAGCAGCUGCUAUGAGCUGAUGCUUUUUAAAGCAGAUAUUUUGGAAAAUUAGUUAAAAAUGGCUUAAUGUUCCCUAUUCCUAAAACAGUUACUGCAAAUAUCUUUAAAAACGACCUCGUAGGACCUGUAAGACCAUGAAAACAUUGAGAAGAGUAAAGCUGGAAUGAAGCGAUUUUUACCCAAUGGCAGCAAAACUGAGAGGCAUAAUAGAGUGUUAUUGAUGGUUGAAGCGUUGUUGUGUUGCACUUUGUACCCUGGUACUAGAAGGCUGGCAGGGUGAUCAUCUCUAAUGAAUGUAUUAGGAAAGGAAGGAUCAUUUAGAGGGUAGAUGAGAGACAUGCUGGGGGGAGAACAUGAGCAAAUGUCUCCACAACACUUUGAAUGUAAGUCAUUUUCACACCUAUGUAUUGUCUUUGAAAAAAUCAGAACGUGUCUUUUUUGACAGCCUAGAAGGAGAUGCAGAAGCUGUAUCAAAAGCAGUUUUAUGUCUGCUGUUUACCUUAGUCACUUACACCAAAAACAUUUCCUCCUUGGUUCAACUUAAGCAAAGCAUACUGCUAUUACACAUUGUGAGGUUUUUUAAGACGGUAAACUCACAAUGAAGACAUGAAAAAAAUCAACAGGCAUAGUUCUCAUCAUGGUCCAGUGGGUGCAUUUGCCCCACCAGAACGGUGGUCUGUGUGGACAGAAAGUUGUGAUUGUUAAUGUUGCAGUGUCAGUUUGCAGUGUAGUUGUCUUGUUAAGUAACAAAUAUGUUGAAGAGGUUGCAGAUCCUCGCCUUGUGUAGCCGUCCACGUUCUGAGUGAAUCAGUGUAACUACCUAACUUACGUCCUCAGCUGAGACACCAAAGAGAAAAAAUCACACACAGAGAGCAAUUUAUGUAAAAAGAUUACGAAAAGUGUAUCAAAGACUUGUACUGAAAAAAAAACAAACAAACCAAGCACCAGUGGGACUCAUUUUGUUUUACUGUACAUAGCGAAUAAGUUCCUGUAGUUUUAAUACUGUAGGUUUUAUUGACCCUUCAUUUGGAGAUAUAUAUAUUAUUUUUACAGUGAACAGGUUUACAACAGUGGGUCACAAAUGACCAGCACUGACUACCACUGGUUUACAACAUGAAAGGUAUAGUAAGUAAACAAUGAUUGAUAACGCUUUAUGUCAGUGUCUUAUAAAUUCUCUUUAUACAUUAUCAAAUAGCCUGUUAAGCAUUCAUUCAAGUUAUUGUACAUGUACACCCAUGUUUCUCAUAUGUUUUAAUUAACAUUCAGUAACGUGUUAUAUACAAAAUCAAAACUUAUAGGUGCAGGCAAAUGUAAGUUAUUUUGUUUUGUUCAGCAGAAUAUUUUGAUAGUGUGUUGAUAGUAGUCAUUUGUCACAGUUGCAAAUACAGUGUUUGCAGUUUUUGUUUGCAGUUGUACGCCUUUUCCUUGUUGUUGUUCCUUUAUAUAGCUGUUCUCUGUCACUCCAGUAAAAUAGUUUCCAUUUCAGAAAUUAUUUUAAUUAUGAAAAUUUUCAUCAACUCACCCACAGUGCUGUUCAUCUUCUGUCUCUAUGCUGUCUUAACGAGAUUGUCUGUAUAGCACCUAAACCUUUUUGUUUUAUUUUCAAGCACUUUGUAGAUAUUCAGUUUUGAUGCUAUACAGAACUCCCUGAAGAAAUUGGCAGUAUUCAACAGCAAAAUUCCUAAAAUGCAGAUUCUUUCGUAUUGGCUCGAAAGAUCCAUUUACAUUGAUGUCCUUUCACGACGCCAUAGACAGUUAAAAGGAAGACAGCCCAGAAAAUAGAAUAGACAUUGAAUGCCUGUUAUUCUUAUCAUUCUUAUCAAAUGAUGUCAGAAGACAUUGCAGUAUAUCUUAGUGUUGUCUUACUUUUGAAACCAAAUGCAUAUAUUUUGCUUUUAUCCGUCACCUUGUUAGUUAAGAACAUGCAGUGCGAAGUCAGGGUGCAUUGCCUGAAAUAUAUACUUGUGCAGUAACAGUUCUGCACGUUUACACACAGAAAGGAGAUCCAGGUUUGUUUGUUUUUUUAACUCCUCACUGGGGGGUUGUUAAUGACAUACACAGUGCUAAGUCACUUUAACGAUUAGGGCCAUUUCUUGGUAGGGAACGUUUUUUUGUCUUUAUGUAACAUAUAACAUUGCUCUUGUGUGUCAAGUAUUGAAGAGUCAAGGGGUUUUCCAGAAAAUAAAAUAUUGGAAUUAGUAUUUAUUGUUUUGGUAGUUUGGUUGUUUUCUGAACAUUUCAUGUCAAAGACCCUCACCACAAACGCCUUGUAUGCUAACCGAAUGCAAUAAAACUUUCAAAUUUC